Molecule: messenger RNA, 1203 nt
Organism: Onychostoma macrolepis
Lineage: Eukaryota; Metazoa; Chordata; Actinopteri; Cypriniformes; Cyprinidae
Gene: mrpl19
Product: mitochondrial ribosomal protein L19
Exons: 6
Coding region: 81-932 (283 amino acids)
Biological process (GO): translation
Cellular component (GO): mitochondrial large ribosomal subunit; ribosome
Molecular function (GO): structural constituent of ribosome
Source: RefSeq, a predicted model, not a curated record
GCCAGUCACAGUCAUCGUUGUUGAGUUUGAACAGCCAAUCAGAAUGUUUCUUGUACACACUCCUCUGUCAGAGGUCGAACAUGGCGGCGUGCACAAGGAGGACGAGAGAAAUUAUGGGCUUGCUACGAAUUUUAAGACAUUUCCCUCAGAACGAACGACUUCUGUCGACGUCUGUACUGAGGCACACUGCAGCGUCAGAUGGACCUCCACAAUUCUCUCCUCCAACCAAACCAGUUAUCAUAGACAAAACACAGAAAGAAGCAUCUCUGCGAUGGUUUUUGAGUCCAGAGUUCAUCCCUCCUCGUCAGCGCACAAACCCUGUGAAAUUUUCAAUGGAACGGAAAGACAUGAUACAGAGACGGAAGGUUCUCAACAUUCCAGAGUUUUACGUUGGCAGUAUUUUAGCAGUGACCGUGACUGAUCCUCAUGUGAACGGGAACUUGAAUCGCUUUGUUGGAAUCUGCAUUCAGCGCUCUGGAAAAGGAUUGGGUGCUACUUGUAUACUUCGGAAUAUUGUUGAUGGCCAAGGAGUGGAGAUAUGCUAUGAAUUGUACAAUCCACGUAUGCGUAAGAUUGAAGUGUUGAAGCUGGAGAAGAGACUGGACGACAAUCUCAUGUACUUGAGAGAUGCUCUUCCUGAGUACAGCUCUUUCGACCUUGACAUGCAACCUGUCCAUUAUGAGAUAACAGGAGACAUUCCAGUCAAUCCGUUAAAAGUAAAAAUGAUGCCAAAGCCGUGGUCUAAACGUUGGGAGCGCCCCAAGUUUAACAUUAAGGGUAUCCGCUUUGACUUAUGUUUGACCCCGGAGAUGAUGGAGCAUGCUCAGAAGUGGGCAGAACCGUGGAGGCCAUACGAUAUGCUAAAGGAGUAUGACACAUCUAGUCUAGAGGAGCAGAUCCUCAAGGAGGUACAGGAAAACUUCAGAAAGUGAACAGUCCAUAAAAACCACUUCCAGCCUGGACAGAGACGAUCCCUUUGAAGGGACAUGAGGCUGAGGUGACACCUUUAAAGAUGCUGAAAAGAUCUGACUUUGGUGAGACAUGCUGAUGUGGUUCUGGGGUUUGCCUCAAAAUGGAUUCUGGAGAUACAUUCAGAUGAUUACAUAUGAUACAACGGAACAUUUCAUGUGUGUGUACUUUACAUGCUUCUCACCAGCUCAACCGCUGAUGCUUAUCUACAAAUAAUUAAAAUAAUUGCAAUUA